Oikopleura dioica is the source of this 624-nucleotide messenger RNA. The record is from the annotation of a GenBank genome assembly. Lineage: Eukaryota; Metazoa; Chordata; Appendicularia; Copelata; Oikopleuridae.
AUGAAGUUUUUUUCAACUUUAAGCAUUAUAUUUGCUAUAAGUCUAUUCGUUAUUAUCGGAUUAUGGCGGGUCGGUUUGAAAUGGAAUCCGAAGAUAAUUGAGCUACAAGGCAUGAACGAGGAAGUAUCUCAAAGAAUAAUUGAACUUAAUGCUUCACUGGAAAAUGCAACGAACGAAAAUGACAAUAUCAAUAUAUUAUUCAAUAACGCUAACAAGGAAAUUCAAGAGCUCAAAGAAACCAACAAAAAUCUCGAAAACGAUAUCAAAUUCUUCAUGUCCCAAAAAGAAAGCAUAAUGAUACUUGCUUCUUCCAAGUCAAGCUCAAUCAGCUACUUGCUGAAAGAAGACGGCACUUAUCUAUCAGUCGCAGAGCACCUUUCUUUGCCUGCUCGUGGAGAGAUUGUCGGCUAUGAAUAUCAAUUAUCAGCCUUGAUUAGGGGAGAAAUUUAUAUUUUUGGAGGAUUAAGCAUUUCGCGUCUAAACAUCUUCGAGAUUGAAGAAAUGCACGGAUAUGCAGCAAUCCUUUUAUACAGUAUUAAUCAUCAGUCAUCAAUUACUUCUAUCGAUAAUGGAAAUGCCGCGAUGAUAUGUAACAUAUCAUAUGUUUCGAGGAAUCUACCAUGA